Messenger RNA from Ichthyophthirius multifiliis, 651 nucleotides. Its product is annotated as ras oncogene family protein, putative. The transcript is spliced from 3 exons. Gene Ontology annotation, biological process: regulation of endocytosis. Gene Ontology annotation, cellular component: endosome. Gene Ontology annotation, molecular function: GTPase activity; GTP binding. The record is from RefSeq and is a predicted model, not a curated record. Lineage: Eukaryota; Ciliophora; Oligohymenophorea; Hymenostomatida.
AUGGAAAAAAUAUAAAAGCAAUCUUAAUAAUACGAUACCUUAUAUAAAUUUAUAAUAAUAGGAAACACAAGCUGUGGAAAAACAUGUAUUUUACAUCAUUUUAUAGAGGGAGAAUUCAAAAAAAAUUCAACAUAUACAAUAGGAGUUGAAUUUGGUUCUAAAAUAUUAAGUUUAUAAAACAAAAAUAUAAAGCUAUAAAUAUGGGAUACUGCAGGUUAAGAAAGAUUUAAAUCUGUUGCACGUACAUAUUAUAGAGGAGCAUUGGGAGCAAUAAUAGUAUAUGAUAUGACAAGAAUCGAUACAUUUCACAGUGUUAAAUAAUGGAUUUAAGAUGCUAGAGAUUUAGCAAGAAAUGACAUUUAAAUAGCUGUUUUUGGAAACAAAUGCGAUUUAUUAGAAGAAAGAUAAGUUACAUAUUAAGAAGCGAAGAGAUUUUGCGAUGAAAAUAAUGUUUUAUUUUAUGAAACAUCAGCCAAUACAGGUGACAAUGUAGAAUAAGGUUUUGUAUAAGUAACUAAAUAAAUAAUGGAUAUGGUUGAAAAAGGAAUUAUUGACAAUAAUGAAUUAAAGCCAAAAUUAGAAUUUAAUAUAAACACAAAAGCCUCUUAAUAAUAAAAUUAAAAUGUAAAUGGUUAGUAUUGUUAAUGUUGA